Molecule: messenger RNA, 1165 nt
Organism: Humulus lupulus (European hop)
Lineage: Eukaryota; Viridiplantae; Streptophyta; Magnoliopsida; Rosales; Cannabaceae
Product: auxin-responsive protein IAA33
Exons: 2
Coding region: 273-881 (202 amino acids)
Biological process (GO): regulation of DNA-templated transcription
Cellular component (GO): nucleus
Molecular function (GO): protein binding
Source: RefSeq, a predicted model, not a curated record
CCAAACACUAGCUAUACUAGUCUAUAUAUAUAUACUCACAUCCAUCUCAAACACUUAUACUUCUCUCUCUCACUCUCUCUCUUCUCUAUAUAUACUGUACUGCCUUGGGAGAGAGACCUCUAAUUUUGUAUUCUUUCCUUUUGGCCAAAUCCCACCAUUUUAACUCAUCCAAACUUUUCAUCAUCAAGCUUCUUAUCCAUAUAUAUAUAUAUAUAUAUAUAUACAUAUACAUAUAUAUAUAUAUAGAGAGGAAGAAGAAGAAGAAGGAAAAGAUGAAUAGUAGCUUUGAUCAUUCCCAGAUGAUGAGGCAAGAUCAGUACUCAUUGAAAAGGAGAUGGCAACAACAGUUAAUGGUUAAUAAUGGUGCAACUCCCCCUUCUUCCGGUGGACUUUCCUUCACCGGAAUAACUACUACUGCUAACCCUAACCAUAACAGUAAUAAAAUUAAUUGCUAUCUCCAAGGCAGUACGGGCUUUCCGGCGGCGGGGCAGCUGCUGGGUCAUCGCCAUGACGAUCUGGUCUCGGCGGCGGUGGUGCCGGCUGUGACGGUGGUUCUUGAAGGCCGUUCCAUCUGCCACCGCAUUAGCCUCCAUAAACAUUCAAGCUACCAAAGCCUUGCCAAGGCCAUCCGCCAAAUGUUCGGCGACGGCGGCGGAGGUGGCGGCGGCUGUGGCGGUGAGAAUGAUGAUAAAGAUCUUGAUCUCUCCAAUGCUGUCCCUGGUCAUCUAAUUGCUUAUGAAGAUAUGGAGAAUGAUCUUCUUCUUGCCGGUGAUCUUAAUUGGAAGGAUUUUGUACGCGUAGCAAAGAGAAUCCGGAUACUGCCAGCAAAGUCAAAUUCAACCAAGAGAAGAGAAGAGAAGAGGAGUAGCUCUAGGGAUUAAUUAAUUAAUUAAUUAAACUCAUAAUUAAUGUUGAUUAGUAUAUUGCUAUAUUAAUUAUAUUAUGUGGAUAAUUUUGGCAAGGAAAGUCAAGUAAUAACUUCUUAACUACAUAUACCUAUUACAAACUUAGUUGUAAACAUGAGAAAACUUGACUAUGGUUAUUGGAAAUUAUUUGGGAGCUGAUUAAUUAUUAUUAAUUUCAAUAUUGGAAUAUUUGUACUCAAAAUUAAUUAAGCUACCUAGCUCUCUAGAAAGAGUCCUAAUUUAAACCAAUUAAUUAUAUA